Messenger RNA from Daktulosphaira vitifoliae (grape phylloxera), 3372 nucleotides. RefSeq names its product arrestin homolog. The coding region runs from base 414 to 1763 and encodes 449 amino acids. The transcript is spliced from 9 exons. Gene Ontology annotation, molecular function: G protein-coupled receptor binding. Gene Ontology annotation, cellular component: cytoplasm. The record is from RefSeq and is a predicted model, not a curated record. NCBI's taxonomy places the organism in Eukaryota, Metazoa, Arthropoda, Insecta, Hemiptera, Phylloxeridae. Gene Ontology annotation, biological process: G protein-coupled receptor internalization; signal transduction.
CGGCGAGCGCGCAACAGUGUUCAAAAGCACCGCGACGCAUCACUACGGACUGUCUAAUCACCACUACCCAAAAGAAUCAAAAGGGGAUCGCUGAACGUUUCGUGUUUUUUAUUUGUCAAAUUUAAUUGUUUUUUGCUAACGCCAGUAUAAUUCCAUCAGAAAUUCAUUUUUUUUAAUGCACAAUCCAUACAUUUUUUUUUAGCGAUUGAGUGAAAUAAAUAAACAUUUGUUGCUAUUGACGAGUGUUGUUCUCUUGAAAUCGGUCGAUAUUAAACAUGAAACUUUAAUUAUUUAGAUUCACGUGCUGUGUGUGACAGUGUUAUUCUUGUAUUAUAAAUUAGUUUGCAAAAAGUUAGAACAUUUAUUGUUGGAAACAAACGAAAUUAAUUGCACUUGAAAAAUAACAGAUUAUAAUGAAUCCGACGGCUUGUCAACAAGGGCCUGACACAACAGUGACCGUUUCUGAAGAAGAACAAGAACCUUCAAGUUCGAGAGACUUUUACAGUAUACAGGAUUCGUUACCAGGACUAGCUCAAAGAGUAUUUCGAAAAACCGCUCAAAAUAAUAAAUUAUGUUUAUAUUUGGGCAACAGGGAUGUGGUAGUAUCAAACAAUUCCGCCACAAAAAUUCAUGGCAUCGUUUUAAUCGAUCCUGAACUACUCAAAGAUCCCAAAAAGAAAGUCUUUGGACAAAUAACAUUAACAUUCCGAUAUGGUCGAGAAGAUGAAGAAGUCAUGGGUCUGAAGUUUUGUAACGAAGCCAUCAUGUGUUUAGCACAAAUUUAUCCACCCCACGAAAAUGCACAGCGUGACCAAAAUACACCUUUACAGGAAAUGCUUAUGCAAAGGCUAGGGAAUAAUGCACAUCCUUUUUCAAUGGAAGUAACUCAUUUAGCGCCUCCAAGCGUACAAUUAGUUCCAGCCAAAGAAUACAAUGGAGCACCAAUAGGCACUAGCUAUGACAUACGUGUGUACAUAGCUGAAAGAGCCGAUGAAAAAAUUCAAAGAAAAAAUAUCGUGAAAAUGGGUAUAAAAGUUGUUCAAUUAGCUUCAACGCCUCCACCCCCAACGCCUACUCCUAGGACAGAACCAUCAAAAGGAUGGCGUCAACGUGGACCACACGCCACAUCAGAAAAACCAUUUUUGCUCAGUGACGGAAAAGUUACCCUGGAAGCUAAUUUAGACAAAGCCAUUUACACGCACGGGGAUCCCGUCCAUGUUAACAUUGGUGUAAAAAAUACUUCCAAAAAGGCCGUAAAACGUCUAAAGGUUUUUAUUGUGCAACAUGUGGACGUAUGUAUGUUUAGUAACGGUAAAUUCAAAAAUACUGUAGCUUCAGCAGAAUGCACCGAAGUCCCCAUACCCGGGAACGGCGGAACAUUGGAGAAAGAAUACAAACUUUAUCCACUAAAAGCAAGAACAAAGAAUUGGAUCGCAUUAGAAGAUUCUCUAGGUACGGCCGUCAAUAAAUCAGAAGGAUCUCUCUCUAGUACAGUAGUAUGUGUAUCGCCCGAAGACCGCAAUGUGUUCGCUAUAUACGUCACAUACUACGUGAAAGUUAAACUUCUAAUAGGUGCAAUGGGUGGACAAAUGUCUCUUAAGUUGCCUUUCAGUUUGAUGCACACACCGUCCAAUACAUAUAUAUCAGAAUGUAAAAACGCAUCAUGUGCAACAUUAGGACCAUGUCCGUUAGUUCCAACCACUACCAAAGAGACCACUAUAUCAAUUGAAGAACGAUGUACCAAUAGCGGUUUGGAACUCUGAGGCCUAACAGAAUCGGCCGAUAAUCGUGACAUUCAUUCGAUGACAGCUACGGCCGAUUUAAAUGCCGAUAACGGCGAAUCCAAUAACUUCAAGUUUCAAAGAAUUCUGUGUUGUUUUAGCAACUAUAGAUAGUGAAAGUGGUUUCCAAAUGAAUUGGAUAAAAUAUUACACUACAUUAUCUAAUCAUUAAUUUUAUAUCUAGAUAAUAAGAUAUUUUUACAUGUAAAAAAACUAGACAUUUUUAAUUUUAAUGAACUUAUUUAUAAAUAUAAUAUUAUUUAAGCUAAAAACAGCUAAGAUCCAGUAAUGCUAUUUAAAAUUCGAUUUUAAUAUCUUUUUUAUGUCCCUUAAUAUAUUAAUUUUAAUUAUAGAUCAUAGAAUGUUUCUCAAUCGAUUUUUAAUAGCUUCGUAAAAUAUGUGUUCUUAAGAUAAAAUUAAAUGUUAACGUAGGUAAUUGAUCUAUAGUUGAAAAUUAUAUCUUCGUUUGGUGUUUUUUGACGAUAAUUAGUAAUUGUCUAGUUUUAGUAUGACAAUACUAUGUAUAUUAUGUGUAUCAUAACAUGAUACUCAUUUAUUGUAUGAGUCGUCCUUUUGCAACUGGACGAAUCAUAUUUAAUAUAGCAAAAUACAAGUGCAUAAGCAUCAUUUUUCUUAUGUAGUCGACAUCCAAUAAACAAAUUUAAUUUUUCAUUUUUGAAAAACACGGUACCUAUUAAAUAGGCUAAUUUUCAGCAGGGUAGAACAAUUAUUUACUAUGAUUACCAACAUUUAAAUAAGAUUUCAAUUGUGCGGAAUGUUAAUUUUUUAAUCAACCCCUCAUAUAAUUGGUGUAUAAUAACAAUACGGUUUUCUCCCCGUUUUUAGAAAAAUACAAUACCUUAUUUGCGAAUUUUGACAAAAAGUGAGAACUCUAUGCUAAUGAAUGAAAAAUAUUAACUACCUGAAAUUUAUGUAUUAUGAAAUACAAAACAAUAUUAUUUUAAGAGUUUCUAUCAAAGCUCAAUAGUAUUAUAUUUUAUACAUUAAUAAUUAUAAGCUAUUACAUAAAAAUUUGAUUAUAUAGUCUUUAAUAAAAUUAAUAAGUUAUUAAUGUAUUUUUCUUCUGUUAAUAUUGAUAAUCAAUUGAAUUGAGAUGAUAAGUAUUAAUAAUUUUUGACAUUAAUACAAAUUAUUUACUUUUAAAAUAUUGAAUGUUAAUUUUAUAAAUAGCGCAUGAUGAAACAUUAAUUAGAACCUCUAUUAUAACAAUUAAGUGAACAGCACUAAAUUCUACAGAAUCACUAAUAAUAUAAAUUAUUUAAACUUUUUAAUUAUUUUUCCUAUUUUCAUGUACUUUUCUUAAUCUAAGUAAAAAAUAAAAUUGUUAUUACACUUAAUGUUUGACAUUUGAGUGUAGUUACAAUUCUAACCCCUAUAUCAUUUAAUUUUUUUUUUUUUUGUAACAUUUUUUUAUCAUUUGACUGUCAUAAAAGUUUAAUUUAUCUAAUUUAAAAAAACUAGAUCAUAAAAAUUAUGUACUAUUAUAAGUUUCACAGUAAAUAACACCAAAAAACCACAAUAUAAUGAUAAAAUUAAACUUUGUGUAAAUAAUUUGCAUUACGCAUGAACU